AAAUUUAAAAUUAGAACGCGCGCCAGUCGGGCAGUCCGUUGGUAACUUUGGAUUCGGAAGGUUAGAAAUAGCGGGAGGAGAAGAGGAAAAAAGCACGACCCCCGCAAACGAACUGUUUGUUUUUUACUUAGUGCCGUUGUUUUUGUUUGUUUCCAGUUUUCCUGUACGUAAAAAUAAUGGAAAAAUUACACUGUUGCAUGUGGUUAUUUGUAUUUUUUAGUUUUGCAUAUUCCAAGAUAAUAAUUAACGAACUAUCAGUACCAAAAUCCAUACCUUUAAACGGUACUAUAGAAAUUAUAGAUCUGGACUGUAAAUUUCAAACAGUAAAUGAAUCAGGAAUAGAAGUUAAAUGGUUUUUUAAUGGCGAGUACGAACAAAUUUAUCAGUGGGUGCCUGGUUACAAUGACAGUCGUACCGCUAUGGGUAUUUUAAAGGACCGAUUAGAUCCGAAAUUUAAAGUAACGAAUAACAGCGACACUGAGUACCGGGGGUUCAGAAUAACGGAUAUUGUAAGAGAGCUAACUGGGAAUUACACGUGUAAAAUUAGUGGAGAAACAGACGAGGCUUCGAAAACUAAGCAGAUGGUUAUUUAUUCACCAGCUAAAUCUGGAAUUAAUUUUAUAUUGAAUAAUAAUGAAUUUAUAAUAUGUUCUGGGAAUGGACUAUACCCGGAACCGGAAGUUGAUUUUUACAUAUUACAGGGGAAUGGAACAAAAAUUGACAUAAACGAAGAUCAAAAUAUUGAAGUAGAUGAAGAUGGUUAUUAUAAUAUAAAUGCUACCCACGAUAUAACUGAAUAUAAUCAUUCUUCUACAGGAUCUAUAACAUUUAUUUGCAAUAUCAGUAUACCAGGGACGGAUUACUUUUUAUUCAAGGAAAUCGUCAAUAUUGGUAAUGAUCAUGAUCAAACACUGACAAAUGUCACGAUUGAAGAAGAUUUAAAUAUAACUUUGACAAGGAAUGAUACCUCAGCGGAAAUUAUCAGCGAUACUCACCGAGAUAAUUCUGGAAUACCCCAAUUAUCAACGUCGCUACUUGCAAUUUUUAUAAGUAUUUUGGUUUUAUUAUAUUAAUUUUAUAUUUAUUAUAAUUAACUGUUGUGAUAAAAUUACCAAAAAUCGUGUAUAAAUGUAAAUAAUAAAAAAAAAUUCGAGUCUUAAAACCAAAAAUUAGUAUAAACAUUGUAAAUAUGUAAAAUGCUGGUUAUUAAUUGUAAUUUUUGAAUCUAGUCCCUAAAUAAACGUUUAUUUUAUUUA
Messenger RNA from Diorhabda sublineata, 1256 nucleotides. RefSeq lists its product as uncharacterized. The record is from RefSeq and is a predicted model, not a curated record. The coding region runs from base 177 to 1073 and encodes 298 amino acids. NCBI's taxonomy places the organism in Eukaryota, Metazoa, Arthropoda, Insecta, Coleoptera, Chrysomelidae. The transcript has 6 exons.